This is a messenger RNA of Funneliformis caledonium, 568 nucleotides long. Lineage: Eukaryota; Fungi; Glomeromycota; Glomeromycetes; Glomerales; Glomeraceae. The record is from the annotation of a GenBank genome assembly.
AUGGAUGGUGGUGGUAACGGUGGCAACGGUGGACAACCACAACUGUCCCCCGAAUUCCAAAAAGUACUUGCCAGCUUGACUCCAGAGCAGAGAAGGGAUUACAAUACCUGCGCCACGAACCAAGAAGAAGUCAGAAUGUUGAGAGUGAUUUUAGCUGAUCGAAAGAAAUCGGAAACCUUCUGGGAAAUGACUUCCAUCUUUGUCUACGCAAUUGUUACAAUUUCCAUUUGCGUAGGAAGUGCAGUUUACUUUUCAAGCGAGGAAUCGACCAAAAAUUUCGGUAUAACUCUAAAUUGUGUCUACUAUUCAAUCAAGUUUAUACUUCUGAUGGUAAAGUUAGAGCGAACUGGAAUUAUCUAUAAUAAAUUACAUGAUUUAAUCAUCAUUAUACCACCAUUAUUGGGAAUAUCACUUGCAGUGGUUCUAGGACUUUACGUCCAACAACUUACUUUAACAAUCAACUUUAUAAAUCUCAGAUUAGAGAUAUCUAAAUUUUAUCGCGUCGUCUAUUCUUCAGCACUACUAAGGAUUUGGUGGUCACUUGAUCAUUUGUUGCUAAUACGCACUU